Messenger RNA from Tuber melanosporum (Perigord truffle), 2561 nucleotides. RefSeq lists its product as uncharacterized. Gene Ontology annotation, molecular function: protein-transporting ATPase activity; protein binding. Gene Ontology annotation, biological process: intracellular protein transport. The transcript has 6 exons. The record is from RefSeq and is a predicted model, not a curated record. The coding region runs from base 501 to 2315 and encodes 604 amino acids. NCBI's taxonomy places the organism in Eukaryota, Fungi, Ascomycota, Pezizomycetes, Pezizales, Tuberaceae. Gene Ontology annotation, cellular component: mitochondrial outer membrane.
GCACGCACGCCUUUAAUAUUUCCUGGACGACAUUUUCUUCAAACCAAUUUCUCCUCCCGCAGUAAACAAACAAAACGGGAAGACUUCUCAUCCAAAGACCUCUACCCUUCCAUCCGUCCAUUUCCUUUAAGGCCGCCAUCUCGUCGGUUGUCCAUACGAGUACACGGUAGAAAUCCCCCUUCUUCGAACCUCGCUCCAGCGUUCGAACCCCACUGGACCUUCAACCCUAGAGUACACCAUACCCGCACCACCACUACUAUCAUACCUAUCUCCCCUCUUCUCCUCCGCCACUGCAACCACAUUCAUCAUCCAUUAACCUACUGCCAGCAAACCACGACUGUCACCGAACGCCCAUACGCACACGCACGCCCACCCACCUUCCCACUUUCCCACCUUAAAACGCACCCCACUUCCCACCCCGCUGCAACUGAGCCCAUUGGUUUCAACAGUCCCAUCACAAUUGUUUCUUAUUGAUUCACAACUACAACAUUGCCUAAGCCAUGACUUCGGAACCGAUUCCGCCUCUCCCAUCAUCCCACGCUGUCGGCUUCCACUCGCCGGAGUCGGCAUCCCUGUGGUCUCGUCUGUCUGCAUAUGUUUCUGAGAAUAAGGCUGUGGUGUACACCAUCGGUGCUGUGGUGAUAGUUGUGGGCGCUGGAGGAAUAUACUACGUCACUCAAUCAAACCGGUCUGGGGGCAAGGGGAAAAGGAAGGAGCGGCGGACAGAGAAAGAGAAGGAUAAGGGUAAGAAGGUAGCUGAAGGCGAAGAUGUCAAGUCGCAGAAGCCGGAGGAACCUCUCCCCGAAGUUAAUGAGGAAAUUGUGGAGCAAUUAACUCCAGAGCAACGGAAGGACUAUGCUGGAAAACUCAAGGCUGCCGGGAAUAGGGCGUAUGGUAGCAAGGAUUUCCCACUGGCUAUUGACUUGUAUACCAAGGCGAUUCUCUGCAGGCCAGAUCCAAUAUUCUACUCGAACCGCUCUGCUUGUUUCAAUGCCCUUUCGGAGUGGGAGAAGGUUGUUGAAGACACCACUGCUGCUAUUGCUUUGGACCCUGAAUAUGUUAAGGCUUUGAAUCGUCGGGCCCAUGCUUACGAGCAAUUGGGGAAGAACAGUGAGGCUUUAUUGGACUUUACCGCGAGCUGUAUUAUUGAUGGAUUCAGGAAUGAAGGUGCCGCUCAGAGUGUGGAAAGGUUGUUGAAGAAGGUUGCAGAGGAGAAAGGAAAGAGGAUGCUCGCAGAGAGGCCAAAGAAAUUGCCUUCCUCUACGUUUGUGUCCAAUUACCUGCAGAGCUUCAGAAGCAGGCCCCCACCACCGGGCCUUGAGGAGGAUGCUAAUAUUCCGGAGGGCACUGGUGACUAUCAUCUUAGACUUGGAUUGGAGGCUGUUGAAAGAAAAACGGUCGAGGGAUACGAGGAGGCGGGGCGGGAGUUUGAACUCGCUGUGGAGUUGGAAACAAACCAUGAAGCGUAUGCGUUGAACUGGCGAGGAACUUUCAAGUACUUGCGGGGUGAUGCUGCGGAAGCUUUGAAAGAUUUGAACGGGAGUAUUGAGCUGGACCCUACCAUGACACAAAGCUACAUCAAGCGCGCCAGCAUGCUAUUAGAGAUUGGAAAUCGUGAGGGGGCAGCGGCAGAUUUCGCAACAGCUCUUGAACACAAUGCUGACGAUCCGGACAUAUAUUAUCAUCGUGCUCAACUUCACUUUAUCCUGUCCGAGUUCGCCGAGGCUGCGAAGGACUAUCAAAAGUCCAUUGAUCUCGACCACUCCUUUAUCUUCUCGCAUAUCCAGCUCGGCGUCACCCAGUACAAGAUGGGCUCCGUUGCUUCGUCAAUGGCCACCUUCCGAAAGUGUAUUAAGAAUUUCGAGACUACUCCUGAUGUCUACAACUACUAUGGCGAACUACUGCUUGACCAGCAAAAGUAUCUAGAAGCCAUUGAAAAGUUUGAUACUGCUGUGGAGAUGGAAAGGACCGCCAAACCCAUGGCUAUGAAUGUGUUGCCGUUGAUAAACAAGGCUCUAGCUCUCUUCCAAUGGAAGCAAGACUUUACCGAGGCAGAGAAGCUGUGCGAGAGGGCUUUGAUCAUUGAUCCCGACUGUGAUAUCGCCGUUGCUACAAUGGCGCAAUUGUUGUUGCAGCAAGGAAAGGUGACUGAUGCACUCAAGUACUUUGAGAAAGCCGCCACACUCUCCCGUACCGAAGGAGAGAUUAUCAACGCUCUUUCCUAUGCCGAGGCUACAAGAACACAACUAGAGGUGCAGGAGAAAUACCCUCAAUUGGCAAACCGGCUCCAGGGAAUGACAAGUCUGGGAAGGUGAUAUGUUGAUAAGAAAUGAAAAAAGAAACAAAAACAAAAGACAAAAGCCACAAUCAGUUAAAAAUAUAAGAAAACUUUCGUGGUCAAAUAGAACUUUCCGGCUUGCUUGGUAUUGGCAUGUGCAUGUGCGUGUAUGUGUGCAUGUGCGUCGCGUGUGUGAAGCUUGCUCAAAUAAAGUGGCUUUUUUAAUCCAUAGGGGGAGGGAAAGGCAUGCAGUUUCUUUUUUUCCUCCCUUUUCACCUUUUUU